GAUGAACCUUGAUGAAGCUUCUCUCUCUUUCUGUCACAGGAUGGACUGCACUGUGCGGGAUCCAGAGGAAAUCUCAGGAACUUUAAUUGAUGUGGCCAAACACGUCGGCUCAGUCGCAUUCAGAGUGUGGGAGAAGAUGCAGCCCGAGGUCACAUACACUCCCGUGAUUCUUGAUCCCAACACCGCAGACAUCUGCGUCAUUCUGUCAGAUGACCUGACCACCAUCCGCUACAGCGAAGAAGACCAACAGGUCCCGGACAACCCUGAGCGCUUCUGCUUCUACGAGUGUGUCCUGGGCUCGGAGGGUUUCAGCUCUGGUCGCCACAGCUGGGACGUGGAGGUGGGCGACUGCAGCGAAUGGGCGCUGGGAGUGGUGAAAGAGAGCGUGCAGCGGAAAGAGUGGUUUCCCCCGAGCCCUGACCGUGGCAUGUGGAUCAUCUGCUUGUACGGAGGAGAGUAUCGCGCACGGACGGCCACCAACACUCCUCUGACGCUCAAGAAGAAACCUCAGAAGAUUCGAGUUCAGCUCGACUGGGAGGGUGGCAGAGUGAUGUUCUCGGAUGCCAGUGACAACUCGCUGCUGUACAAGUACAAGCACAAGUUUACGGAAAAGAUGUUCCCGUAUUUCUCCAAUACAUGUAAAAGACGUCCACUGCAUAUUUUAGCAGAAAAGGUGUCUGUGUACACAGAAUAACUCAAGACACUCAUCAGCAUGAGGACUAUAUCUACACUACCGAUCAAAAGUUUUAGAUUGGUACGAUUUUUCUAUGUUUUUGAAAGAAUCAUUUAUGCUCACCAAGGCUUGA
Molecule: messenger RNA, 806 nt
Organism: Pimephales promelas (fathead minnow)
Lineage: Eukaryota; Metazoa; Chordata; Actinopteri; Cypriniformes; Leuciscidae
Source: RefSeq, a predicted model, not a curated record